This is a messenger RNA of Fukomys damarensis (Damara mole-rat), 3127 nucleotides long. It is a transcript of the gene Grm4, whose product is annotated as glutamate metabotropic receptor 4. Lineage: Eukaryota; Metazoa; Chordata; Mammalia; Rodentia; Bathyergidae. The record is from RefSeq and is a predicted model, not a curated record. Gene Ontology annotation, cellular component: membrane. Gene Ontology annotation, biological process: G protein-coupled glutamate receptor signaling pathway; regulation of synaptic transmission, glutamatergic. Gene Ontology annotation, molecular function: adenylate cyclase inhibiting G protein-coupled glutamate receptor activity. Bases 48 to 2645 code for a protein of 865 amino acids. The transcript is spliced from 9 exons.
CCUAGGAUCGCGCCCCCCACGUUCAUGGGUCUCUAGGGACUUCCGAGAUGCCCGGGAAGAGAGGCCGGGGCUGGUGGGGGGCCCGGCUGCCCCUCUGCCUGCUCCUCAGCCUCUACUGCCCCUGGGUGCCUUCCUCCCUGGGCAAGCCCAAGGGCCACCCGCACAUGAACUCCAUCCGUAUCGACGGGGACAUCACCCUGGGGGGCCUGUUCCCCGUGCACGGCCGGGGCGCGGAGGGCAAGGCCUGCGGGGAGCUGAAGAAGGAGAAGGGCAUCCACCGGCUGGAGGCCAUGCUCUUCGCCCUGGACCGGAUCAACAACGACCCGGACCUGCUGCCCAACAUCACGCUGGGCGCCCGCAUCCUGGACACCUGCUCGCGGGACACGCACGCCCUGGAGCAGUCCCUGACCUUCGUGCAGGCGCUCAUCGAGAAGGACGGCACGGAGGUGCGCUGCGGCAGCGGCGGCCCGCCCAUCAUCACCAAGCCCGAGCGCGUGGCGGGCGUCAUCGGGGCGUCCGGGAGCUCGGUCUCCAUCAUGGUGGCCAACAUCCUCCGCCUCUUCAAGAUCCCCCAGAUCAGCUACGCCUCCACAGCCCCUGACCUGAGCGACAACAGCCGUUACGACUUCUUCUCCCGCGUGGUGCCCUCGGACACGUACCAGGCGCAGGCCAUGCUGGACAUCGUCCAUGCCCUCAAGUGGAACUACGUGUCCACGCUGGCCUCGGAGGGCAGCUAUGGCGAGAGUGGGGUGGAGGCCUUCGUCCACAAGUCCCGUGAGCACGGGGGUGUGUGCAUCGCACAGUCGGUGAAGAUCCCUCGGGAGCCCAAGACUGGCGAGUUCGACAAGAUCAUCCGGCGGCUCCUCGAGACCUCGAACGCCAGGGCCGUCAUCAUCUUCGCCAACGAGGACGAUAUCAGGCGUGUGCUGGAGGCGGCACGCAGGGCCAACCAGACGGGCCACUUCUUCUGGAUGGGCUCUGACAGCUGGGGCUCCAAGAUCUCACCUGUGCUGCACCUGGAGGAGGUGGCCGAGGGCGCCGUCACCAUCCUCCCCAAGAGGAUGUCUGUGCGAGACCGGGAGCGCAUUGGGCAGGACUCGGCUUACGAGCAGGAGGGCAAGGUGCAGUUUGUGAUCGACGCCGUGUAUGCCAUGGGCCACGCGCUGCACGCCAUGCACCGCGACCUGUGUCCAGGCCGCGUGGGGCUCUGUCCUCGCAUGGACCCCGUGGACGGCACCCAGCUGCUUAAGUACAUCCGGAAUGUCAACUUCUCAGGCAUCGCCGGGAAUCCCGUGACCUUCAACGAGAAUGGAGACGCACCCGGGCGCUAUGACAUCUACCAGUACCAGCUGCGCAACAGCUCUGCUGAGUACAAGGUCAUCGGCUCUUGGACCGACCACCUGCACCUCCGAAUAGAGCGGAUGCACUGGCCGGGCAGCAGGCAGCAGCUGCCCCGUUCCAUCUGCAGCCUGCCGUGCCAGCCGGGCGAGCGGAAGAAGACGGUGAAGGGCAUGCCCUGCUGCUGGCACUGUGAGCCCUGCACCGGGUACCAGUACCAGGUGGACCGCUACACCUGUAAGACGUGUCCCUACGACAUGCGGCCCACGGAGAACCGCACGGGCUGCCGGCCCAUCCCCAUCGUCAAGCUGGAGUGGGCGUCGCCCUGGGCCGUGCUGCCCCUCUUCCUGGCCGUGGUGGGCAUCGCGGCCACCCUGUUUGUGGUGGUCACCUUCAUGCGCUACAACGACACGCCCAUCGUGAAGGCCUCGGGCCGCGAGCUGAGCUACGUGCUGCUGGCGGGCAUCUUCCUGUGCUACGCCACCACCUUCCUCAUGAUCGCCGAGCCCGACCUGGGCACCUGCGCCCUGCGGCGGGUCUUCCUGGGGCUGGGCAUGAGCAUCAGCUACGCGGCCCUGCUCACCAAGACCAACCGCAUCUACCGCAUCUUCGAGCAGGGCAAGCGGUCGGUGAGCGCCCCGCGCUUCAUCAGCCCCGCCUCGCAGCUGGCCAUCACCUUCAGCCUCAUCUCGCUGCAGCUGCUGGGCAUCUGCGUGUGGCUCGUGGUGGACCCGUCCCACUCCGUGGUGGACUUCCAGGACCAGCGGACACUGGACCCCCGCUUCGCCAGGGGCGUGCUCAAGUGCGACAUCUCGGACCUGUCACUUAUCUGCCUGCUGGGCUACAGCAUGCUGCUCAUGGUCACCUGCACCGUGUACGCCAUCAAGACGCGCGGCGUGCCCGAGACCUUCAACGAGGCCAAGCCCAUCGGCUUCACCAUGUACACCACCUGCAUCGUGUGGCUCGCCUUCAUCCCCAUCUUCUUCGGCACCUCGCAGUCGGCCGACAAGCUGUACAUCCAGACGACCACGCUGACCGUCUCGGUGAGUCUGAGCGCCUCGGUGUCCCUGGGAAUGCUCUACAUGCCCAAGGUCUACAUCAUCCUCUUCCACCCGGAGCAGAACGUGCCCAAGCGCAAGCGCAGCCUCAAAGCCGUCGUCACCGCUGCCACCAUGUCCAACAAGUUCACGCAGAAGGGCAACUUCCGGCCCAAUGGGGAGGCCAAGUCUGAGCUGUGCGAGAACCUGGAGGCCCCAGUGCUGGCCACCAAACAGACUUAUGUCACCUAUGCCAACCAGGCCAUCUAACUCGGCCGCCGGAGCCUCUCGGGACCAGGAGGAGCCACAGCCACGCCCAAGGCCCCAGCUGACGUCCUGCCGGCCCGUGGCACCCACAGAUGUGGCUUGGUGCUGAGGACAGCAGAGCCCUGGCCAUCCCUGCUGGGAAGCCUGGCCAAGCCGGGCGGGCGGUGGAGGCGGCGCGGGCCGGGCAACUCCAGGCACUGCAGGAGCCUUCGUGUCACUGUCGUGGGCCCAGCGCUGGUCCUCUGUCCCUCCCACCUGUCCUGCUGGUCGCCUUGUCGUCCGUCUGCAUCUCUGUCCUCCGUUCUCCCACCUGUUUCCGCUGCAUGUCCAUCUGUUCGGGUCCUCGGUCUCUCUGCUCCCCCCCUGCCCUGUCCCGCCUUCGCCCGACCCCACAUCACGCCUCGCCCACAUUUUCUUUCCAGUCCCCCUACUUCACUUCUUCUCAAUCCACCGGCCAUCAAAUUCUUCCAUGUCACAAAAGAGAA